CAAAUUGGAUUCCGAAGCUCAACCGAGACACGUUCACCUGUCACUUGCCAUACAAAAAGCAGUCUGUGCGGGUGACGUGUAAACUAAUUUCCCACCCAUUCUCCUUUCUUUAUUCCCACACAUAUGCACCCACCCAACCCCCAUCCCAUAUCCUCUCUUGUAACCCUUCUUUCCCCACUCUAAACACAAACGCAAACACAUACAAAGCGAUCUUUCAACUUGCAUGGAACCGCAACAACCUACCCAAAUGCCUCUCCAAGUUUCUUCACAAUCCACUGACAGAAACCCUUCGCGGCCAUUAGAGGAUCCUAAACACCAUUAUCAUAUUCAUGUCCAAGACGGAACCCCAUCUCCCUUGAGGUUUCAUGAUGACAGUGAUUACAAAAACGACUGGCGGAGCACCUCCUCCACGUCGUCACCUAGACCCAGUACUCAGUCGAACAGCGAAGAAAAUGCAUUGCAAGGCUUGCCGUCGGUUUCGGUGCAUGUCGGAAAAGAACCCGGUACGUCGGAGGCUUCGCCGGAGGAUAGUGAACGUGAGAGGCUGAAGAGACAUAGACGCGAGGUUGCUGGAAGAGUGUGGAUUCCUGAUAUAUGGGGUCAGGAGGAACUAUUGAAGGAUUGGAUUGAUUGUGCUGCAUUUGAUGCUUCUUUGGUUCCUACUGGGAUUAUGUCUGCUCGAGCAGCUUUGGUUGAAGAAGGAAGAAGAGCAAACUCCGGCAGAUUAAGAAUAGUAAACAGGUGUUGAGUUUUUUUAUUAUUUAUUAUUAUUAUUAUUAUUUUAUGUUUAGAUUUUAAAAUGUCUCUCUCGGUUCGUACUAAAACAGAACCAUUAUGUGCAUCGAUGUGGCUGUCGUAUGAGAUAAUUCAUAAACAUUAAAUGCAUUAUAAUGAAUUUUGUUUCUUUUGUUA
Molecule: messenger RNA, 912 nt
Organism: Ziziphus jujuba (common jujube)
Lineage: Eukaryota; Viridiplantae; Streptophyta; Magnoliopsida; Rosales; Rhamnaceae
Product: protein BIC1
Exons: 1
Coding region: 224-748 (174 amino acids)
Biological process (GO): blue light signaling pathway
Source: RefSeq, a predicted model, not a curated record